CUUCGGUUUCCCCUGAAAACCAACCUGCACAGCCCGUGCCUUGGCGCGCGCGAGAGAGUCGCGCGCUCGCCCCCGGCACCACACGGAGCCACGCUGCAGAGGAAGGUCUUCGUGUACCCGGUGCCGCCAUGCGCCUCGGAGGUCCUCACCUCGCUAGGCGAUGGCGCCGUAGGGCUGGAUCAGGAGGCCAACGCCCUGUACCUCCGCAAAGCCGCGGCGCAGCUGGGGCCUUUGCACGCCCAGCUGAUGGCACGGAUCUGGCGCACCGAGGAUCCGGAGGAGGCGGAGCUCUUCUAUAUCCCGGCCUUUUUCUCCCUGCUCUUCUGGCGCGGAGACUACGAGGAUUGACGGACUCAGUCGAUGGUUUGCAGAUGGUCAUACUGUGCAUGGACGAAAUCCUCUUAGGCACCACCUAAGAAACACCUGAAACGAUUUGAUUCCGC
Effrenium voratum is the source of this 443-nucleotide messenger RNA. Lineage: Eukaryota; Dinophyceae; Suessiales; Symbiodiniaceae. The record is from the annotation of a GenBank genome assembly.